UUUGGGACCACGAUGGCUGACGAGGCAAACCAGCCUCUGUUAGAUGGGGGGUCCGCCGAGAGAGCAUCCGAUGACCCGCCCCAGCCGUCAUAUCCAUCACCAACAGACCCAUCGCUUCCACACCGUUCUGGAGAUGGCUUGACGGUCUAUAGCACUGAACAGACAUUAUCGCGAUCCUCUUCAGGCGGGAGUCGGAGUAGCCAUACUCAGACCAUGGGCGCCGGAGACCAGCCUCUACCGAACGCAACCUCUAAUCCUCCCGAAUGGUCACCAGAAAGGGUGUCUGUCGACCAAUCCAGAGUAUCAUAUGAACUAUCAUCGGAAUCAACACCCUUAUUACAUCGUCGGGAAGAUGGUUUGGUAUAUGGGCCCGACCAACGAUCUUCGCGAUCUUCUUCAGUCGUUUCGCGCACCUCACUCGAUGGAGGCGCCAAUCACAAGCGGAGCCGUGUACCAUGGCCGACUGUCAUAUCACUCUCUAUAUUAACGCUCAGUGUCUUGGCGAUACUCGUACUUGCCUUUGUUGCCCCCGCGGCGGUAAAAGAAUACGCGCAACAGGCUGCUAUUUUCAAACCGACGACAAUCUCCAUCGACUCUACAACACCCGGCGGCGUUCGAGCCCGUAUUCAAGGCGACUUCUACAUGGAUUCAGGCCGUGUAGAGAGUAAGUCGAUUCGAGGCAUUGGCCGAUUGGCCACCUGGAUUGCCCGGGAGGUAGAAACGGGCCCAUCGGAUGUCGAAGUGUACCUUCCGGAAUAUGGGAAUGUGCUUGUUGGAACUGCAGCACUGCCGUCCAUCAAGGUGAACAUUCGUAACCGUCAUUAUACCCGUGUCGACUUCCUCACCGAUCUUGAGGCUGGCGAUGUACGAGGAAUUCAUGCGGUAGCUAUUGACUGGCUUGAGGGAAGGCUAGGCCGCCUCAAUGUCAAAGCCAAGGCAAUGAUACAUCUCAAGUCAGGCUUGAUCUCUCUGGGAAAUCAAGUGUUGACAGACAACAUCAUCUUUGAAGAAAACGAUUUCCCGGCUCUACCGAUUGUCAACAUUCUCAAGCUGAAUGUGCAUGAUGCAAGCAGUGGGGCUAUGGCAGUAGAUGUUCUACUUACGUCUAUGAUUGAUUCUCCUGUCGCCCUCACCAUCCCUAUGCUCGGCUUCGAUAUUUUGGUCCCAAAUUGUUCACCCGGAGAUCCUUACAUCUUGGUCGCCAAUGCGAAGACGAGCACGAUUGAUGUGCAACCGGAUAAAGCAACGCCGGUUGGUGUCAAGGGUCUCAUACAACAGCUACCCGAUGAAUUGACCUCAAGCUGCCCUGGGCAGAAGGGCUCCCCCUCUGGACCUUUUGGUCUCCAGCUUCAUGCAGGCCCAGCAUGGUUAGUCGACCUGCUGCGCAGUGUGACUGUGCCUUUGCCAUUCACGGGACAUGCGCUGGACAAUCUUGUAAAGAAUUUCACGAUGUCCGAUACCCGUUUCUCUCUUCCAAAUCCCUUCGCCGAGCCAGAUUCCCCAGACUCUCAGCCCACGGUGUCUGCUUUGGUGGAGGUUCUCAUUGCAUUGCCAGAGGAGAUGAACUUCCAAGUCGAUGUUCCGCAAGUCCGUGCCCUUGCGGAUGUUUACUACAAAGAAAAUAAGCUCGGUGUAUUGAACAUCAGCAAAUGGCAAGACGCCAAUUCCACAAUGGUGGAUGAUCUAGAUGGCUCUACUGCGCUCCUUGUGGAGUUCGCAAUGAAGGACGCACCAUUACAAGUUACUGAUGAAAGCCUUUUGGCAGAGGUGAUUCAGGCGAUGCUGUUUGGUAGCGAAACAAUCGUGUUGCGGGUUGCUGCCACUGUAGAUACCAAAGUCGCAACUGGUUUGGGCCGCUUUGCCCUGCGAGGGAUACCUGCGGAAGGGAGAGUACCUGUCAAGGCUUCCAUCGGCGACUCCCUUGAGCAUCUGGGCCCGCGCGUGGUAUCACUGCGACUAGGAAACACGACCGAAUCUUCGAUAUUGGUAUAUACGCAAGUGAAUUUCACCAAUCCAACGGAAUACUCGGCUACAGUUCCCUUCGUUGACCUUCUCGUGCUAUACAAUGACACUGCCGUCGCUCAUGUCACCGCUCGGAAUAUCUCUGUCACACCUGGCAACAACAGCUUCGUGCCCAUUGAGUUCCAUUGGUGCCCGUUGGAUGCAGGUGGAGAAGAUGGCCCUAAGGCAGGCAGAGCAUUGCUUUCAUCCUACAUAUCAGGCUCGAAUACAACAAUUGCUAUUAAAAGCCACCGCGACACAAUCCCAUCACUACCAAAUUUGGGCAAAGGACUAUCAAUUCUCAACAUCACACUUCCGGUCCCUCGUAUCUCCACCCCAGGUUCCCCAGACAGCGAAAAUGAUGAUGAAAAGCCACGGUUUAUCCAAGAUGCAACGUUCUAUCUAUGGUCCUCCAUGGCAGAGUUCACUCUCUCCUCCCCCUUAACUGAGGACAGCAUCCUGGUCACCUCAAUCGACGCAACGGCUUUCUACGAGGAGAAGGAACCAAUCGGUCGAAUCCAUAGGCGCUAUCCCUUCCAAGUGCCGCCCGGUAUAUCGAAGUCACCACGCUUAACAGUCGAUCUUGAUAUGGGCGGAGUUGGCUAUGACGCCUUGCGCAAGGCACUUGGUCAAUCUUUGGAUGUGGAUGCUGUGGCCAAAGUUGGGGUGCAGAUUGGGAACUAUGCGGAUGUCGUUUUCUACCAUGGGAAAGGCAUUGGGGCCAAGGUUAGGAUUUAG
Penicillium bovifimosum is the source of this 2739-nucleotide messenger RNA. RefSeq lists its product as uncharacterized. The annotation marks the transcript as partial. Gene Ontology annotation, cellular component: fungal-type vacuole membrane. Lineage: Eukaryota; Fungi; Ascomycota; Eurotiomycetes; Eurotiales; Aspergillaceae. The transcript has 6 exons. The record is from RefSeq and is a predicted model, not a curated record.